CGGUCCCGGUCCACGUUCUUCCGCUCCCGGGUCCCCGCUCUUCCGCUCCCGGUCCCCGCUCUUCCGCUCCCGGAGUCCCCGCCCACAGUUCAAACUGGGAAAAUGGCGGGGGCGCCUGAAGCCCUGGUUUUCGCCCCUCCACCAGAUGAGGAGGUGGCGGCCGGGACAGACGCCCUGGCCUCGGUCCCCGCCGCUCCCCGAGAGGACUUCCGGGUGCUCUGCACCUCGAAACGGGCCGUGACGGAAGUGCUAGAGCUGUGCGGCCUCUUCGUGCAGAAGCUCGGGGAUGCGCUGCCGGAGCAGGUUCGGGAGCCGGCGCUGCGGGACGCACAGUGGACUUUUGAGUCAGCCGUGCAGGAGAAUGUCAGCAUUAACGGAGAAGCGUGGCAGGAAGCAUCAGAGAAUUGCUUUAUGGAUUCAGACAUCAAAGUACUUGAAGACCAGUUUGAUGAAAUCAUAGUAGACGUAGCCACGAAGCGUAAGCAGUAUUCCAGAAGGAUCCUUGAGUGUGUCAUCAAAACCAUAAAAGCGAAGCAAGAGACUCUGAAGCAGUACCACCCAGUCGUACAUCCAUUGGACCUAAAACGUGACCCUGAUCCAGCAUCUCGUAUGGAAAAUCUGAAAUGCAGAGGGAAGGCAGUAACUAAGGAGAUGAGUGAAGCCAUGAAGUCUUUGCCUGCAUUGAUUGAACAAGCAGACGGAUUUUCCCAAGUUUUAAAGAUGCAGCCAGUUAUUCAGCUCCAGAGGGUCCACCAAGAAGUCUUUUCCGGUUGUGAUAGGAAACCAGAUGUUACACCCGCGAGUUUUAUAACACAAAUAGAAACCACACCGACAGAGACUGCUGGCAGGAAAACCACUGACGUGGUACUGAAAAGAAAGAGAACUAAAGACUGCCCCCAGAGAAGAUGGUAUCCAUUGCGGCCCAAGAGAAUUAACCUUGAUACAUAGACUCUCUUGUUUAUCUUGGGAGCUGAAAGUAGAUGCUAUCAGACAGAUUACAGCCUCAACAGGACUUGAUUGAAAACAACAGAUAACUCUUGAGUGAUUGGUGUGUACAGUUCUCCUUGUUCUGUGUGGGGAUGGGAUGUAACCGGUCCAGCUACAGCAGGGGAAAAGCAUACUUUUUUAGUCUUGGUACAGAAACCAUCCUUGGGGGUUAAGGAUGCAGACUCUUACUGUCCUUAAAUGCCACCAACUCUUGGCUGCCUUGCAGCUUUUACGGAAUUUCAUGAGUGAUGUAUUCUGUUGGUUUCCCUGAUAUGCAUCUUUAUAAAAAAAAAAAAAAAAAAGAGCUUCGUAAGAGUUGUCUUUAUUUCAAGUGCUGAAAAGUAACCAUCACUUCUGUACAACAGCAGAUGCAGAUUUGGGGUUUUUUUUUUCUUUUUAGAUGCAAUUUCACUUAUCAAAUUAAUGUGCAAAUAACAAGAGCAGCUUUGAUUUUUGUUACUCCAAGUUCAGCUAAUUUGAAUUUGUGGGGUUAACUUUAGGAUUUUCUGGUUUUGUUUUACCUUUAAAACUUAAGAAUACUAGUAUUUGUGCACUUAUUACUCUUACAAAUAAAAUCGAUACAUAGCCA
Loxodonta africana (African savanna elephant) is the source of this 1576-nucleotide messenger RNA. RefSeq names its product NSL1 component of MIS12 kinetochore complex (gene NSL1). Gene Ontology annotation, biological process: mitotic sister chromatid segregation. Bases 103 to 948 code for a protein of 281 amino acids. The record is from RefSeq and is a predicted model, not a curated record. NCBI's taxonomy places the organism in Eukaryota, Metazoa, Chordata, Mammalia, Proboscidea, Elephantidae. The transcript is spliced from 6 exons. Gene Ontology annotation, cellular component: MIS12/MIND type complex; kinetochore.